AUGACAAGCCUCAACCAAAGAAGAAGAGGUUUAUGGUGACAAAAGAGGAUGUUCUUAAGGCACUUGCAACAUAUAAGGAUUCAAAGUUGUGCAUCUACAACAGCUAUAGUGAUGAGGCAGAAAUGAAGGAUGAGAAAGACCUUGUGGACAGGUUUAAG
Paraglomus brasilianum is the source of this 158-nucleotide messenger RNA. The record is from the annotation of a GenBank genome assembly. NCBI's taxonomy places the organism in Eukaryota, Fungi, Glomeromycota, Glomeromycetes, Paraglomerales, Paraglomeraceae.